Molecule: messenger RNA, 2306 nt
Organism: Ooceraea biroi (clonal raider ant)
Lineage: Eukaryota; Metazoa; Arthropoda; Insecta; Hymenoptera; Formicidae
Gene: cN-IIIB
Product: cytosolic 5'-nucleotidase IIIB
Cellular component (GO): cytoplasm
Molecular function (GO): 5'-nucleotidase activity; magnesium ion binding
Source: RefSeq, a predicted model, not a curated record
CUUGUCGAAGGGGAGGCACGGGCGGGAGCGAUUUAUUGUUGUCGCUGUUUGUUGAUAACUAAUUGCUGGAGUGCAGAAACUUUUGAAUAAUCGUGCAGGUUUUUUGGACGUGUUUCACGUCUUUCGAGAGUACGCUGGUGAAUCGUACGUUGGGUGCACUGAUGCGCAUUAAGGGCGAAUUCUCAGAUCUGCUUUGACCGUGGAUGCGUAUGCAUGACGAGUGACGCACAUGAUGUUAUUAUAAUAAUAUAGGCCACUUUAUCGAUAAUAACGCUCGUCAAUUGUUAUCGCCUGUCGUUUCUGCGUAUUAACAUUAAAGUUCCUUUCCGUUUAUUUAUACUGAACAAAAAAAAUGUUUCUAUCGCUUCUAUUCUCGGACGCCAUGGGAAUAAUGCUUUCGACCAUCGCGAAAGUCAAUAUUGCGAGACAAAUCAAUCGCAGUAAAACGAUGACAUUGAACAACUUUAAAACUUCCAGUUUAAUAAGAUAAAAUAAAAACUUUGCAAAAUUAUGUCAAAUCCUCGCGAAUAUUUGCAAAAUGAUUAUCGGUUGCUACGUUUUUGACUGUUCAAUUUGGCUGUUCAACUGUCAGCGGAGAGUGAACUUGUGAGCAUGCGUCCACCGUCGGCGUCGGCUCGCAGCAAUUUGACGGUUGGCAAACGUGCAGAUCGUGCAGUACUCGACACGCGCAGCAACGCGUUGGUCGGAUGGUAGGAGAGUUCGGGAAGCUGGUUUUUCAUCGUUCUGUCAUCGGUACUUUCGCACUUUCCCGUGACUUUACAUUGUCAGUUCCAAUGAAGAACGAAUACACGUUCGAUAACUUUCCCGCUUUGAAGCUAAAGCAUGUGCAUAUGAAGGACGAGGUCGCAGUGCUGAAAACGAUAAAUGCUAUUCUCCAAGGUGGCAGGAAUAAUUUGCAGAUAGUCACAGACUUUGACUUGACCCUUACGAAGCAACACAUCGAUGGUAAACAUGUUCUUAGCAGUUUUGGUAUGUUUAAGAAAUCUAAGCAGUUACCGCCACGCUACACGGACGAAUCCAUACGCUUGUAUCACAAGUACAGACCUAUAGAAAUCGAUCCACACCUGUCACUGAAUGAAAAAUCAAACGCCAUGUUCGACUGGAUGAUCGCUGCACACAAUUUACUAAAGGGCAUUGAGUUCAAUUCUCUCGAACUAGAGGAGAUAGCCCAAACGUUCGACAAUAUACUGCGUGAUGGUACGGUAGACGUUUUUACGAAGCUUCACACUGUGGACGUACCGAUUGUAGUGUUUAGUGCUGGUUUGGGAGACAUGGUAGAGGCUAUAUUGAAAUUUCACAAUGUCCUCUUUGACAACGUGAAAGUAAUCUCCAACUUUCUCAAGUAUAACGGAAACAAACUGGAAGGAUUUAAGAACGACGUGUUUAUACACACGUUCAACAAGAAUGAGUACGCACUGACGAAGGAUUAUCAAGAGAUAUCCGAAGAAAGGCACAACGUGUUGCUAAUGGGCGACACGAUCGGCGACGCCGACAUGACACAGCGAAUAGAGAACAUCAAGACGAUCCUAAAAAUAGGAUUUCUUUACGAGCGCGUGGAGGAAAGCUUAGACUCGUUUAUGGAGAAGUUCGACAUCGUCCUUGUUGACGACCAGACGAUGCAAGUACCGAUGGAGAUACUGAAAAAUAUUUUAUAAUGACACAUAUCUGAGAGAACCGAUUAAUACUCCCUCUAAUAAUUGUGUGUACAUAUUUUAAUAUACAAUUGACAUAACUGCUCUAUAACAUGGAGUACAAGAUAAUAUAUUUUACAAUUAACUGGUCUGAAAGGGGAAUGUAAUGCAUUUCCUAAUAGAUUUUUAACAACGAGUAUAUAGGAAGCAAUUAAGUUAUGCUCAUUCCGAUGAAAAAUAUAUUAAUAUGUGAGAUUUUAAAUAAAUUAAUGUUCGUUAGCUAAAAAUGACAAAGAUAAUUAAAUAUACUUUCGGAUUUUAUAAUUUAUAUAUAAAAGAGUAUCUCAUCACACUAUUAUAUAUUCAUUAAAGCAUGUCAGAUACAGGAAAACCAAAUAAUUUUGUAAUAUAUAUGAAAUUUUAUAAUUGUUACAUACACAUACACACACGAUCGAUUAUAUACACGCACACGUAUGGACUGUGAUAUAUAUUCUGCGAUAGAGCUUGCAGCUAACAAUAAGCACAGAAUCAAAUAUCUAUUUUGAUACAAAAUGUAUACGUCUAUCUAUUAAGAUAUUUAGACCAAGGUUGCUCCAUCGUAAAUUUUAUUUUUGUUUCAAGGGAAAGCCUAAGUAAAUAGGAAUAAUAAAAGAA